AUGAUUUUGGAAAUGUCUAUUCAACAACUACACAGUCUUAAUUUCAUCAAAUCCUAUCCAGUGAACUAUGCGUAUCAUCCAGUGAAAAAAAAUAGUUAUAAAGACAAAAAGAUGAUCUACAUAGUAAUUUAUGCUAUUUCUACCUUGCUGGUUAUCAACGCUGACAAUAUACCACCACCACCAACAACUUCAAAUUAUCCUAUUCAACAUCCACAACUUGACUGUCAUAUAACUCAACAAGGAUUUCAUCUUCGAUUACGUUGUGAUUUUCAUAAUUUUCCUAAGAAAUCAUUAGAAGGUUGUCAACUUCAUGUACAUUUACCGUCAGGUUUUUAUAUCGAUCCAUAUGAAUUAGCCUCAAAUCAGCCUAAAUUGAAUUUUUCCAUAAGUAAAUCAGUCAAUCAUAAUGAAAACUCUCGAAUUGACCAAAUUGUAAAUUGGUUGACAAAUGCAAAGAAAGCAGAUCCAACUAAUGGGAAUAAUGAAGUAAUAAGUUAUAAUCAUGUGGAUGUUGAAGCUCCAGAAUGGUUAUCUGAACCGCUGACUUAUAAAUUUCAUACAAAUCAUUUAGAGGAUAAAAGUAAUUCAGAAGAGAAUAAUGCAGUUGGUUCAUUAGAUAUUCCUAUUCAUUUACGUUAUCAUCUGCCGUUGACAAAAAGUGAAGAACUUAAGAACACCGAACCUACUACUGAAAUCAAACAUCCUACUCUUAACUGUCCAGAUGGCAGCAACAGUUAUAUUGUCGGCAAGAAUAAUAAUAAAGAUUAUUUCCCGGUGAUUGUACCAAAACCGAAGGCUUCUGAUCUUGUAUAUGUAAUGCCUAUCACUAUUCUGCUUUUAGUUGUGGGUGUUGUAGUCCUAUUAAUGGCGUAA
This is a messenger RNA of Trichobilharzia regenti, 873 nucleotides long. The record is from the annotation of a GenBank genome assembly. Lineage: Eukaryota; Metazoa; Platyhelminthes; Trematoda; Strigeidida; Schistosomatidae.